CGGGCAGGGGGAGGCCCGCCCACGCAGGGGCGUGCCCGUGCCGGAGGGGGCGGGCUUGGGUGCGGGGGCCCGGGGCGUGGAGGCCGCCUCCGAGGGGGCGGGGUCUGGCGGGCCGCAGCGCGGGGCCGAGUGGGCAGCGGGGAUGCGGGGCACGAGCUGCGUGGGCGGCGGCGGGGAGAGCCCGGGGAGCGCCGGGCUGAGCGAGGGGCCGCGCGGCCGCUGGCUGCGCCUGGCCCCGGUCUGCGCCUACUUUCUCUGCGUCUCUUUGGCCGCCGUGCUGCUCGCCGUCUACUACGGGCUCAUCUGGGUGCCCACGAGGCCCCCCGCGGGCCCCGCCGGCCCGCAGCCUAGCGCUCCCCCGCCUCCGUGCGCCGCCCGCCCGGGCGCGCCGCCCGCCCCGGCGCCUGCCGCCGCCGCCUCGGUCUCCUGCGUCCUGGGAGCCCCCGGUGGGCCGCGACCCCAGCUCGAGCUCCCGCGCAGCCGCCGCCGCCGCCUGAUGCCCGGGGCGACGCCGGAGGCCGCGGCGGGCUGAGGACGCGGGCCCCCUCCAUGCAACCGGAGCUGGUCGCCGGCGCCCCCAUCGCGCUGCGCCCGGACUCCCCUUCGUGACGUCGCUUAGCGUCCCUGGAGCCGGCACCAUGGAGUACAGGAGGCGACGAGGGGCCGGCCCGGGGUCUCGCCUGUCGCAGCGUCUCCAACGCAGGCGGGUCCUCCACCGUCUGGCCGCCCCCGUCCCGGUCUGCGCCUCCUGAGCCUCCCGCUGGAGCAUCGAGCCCGCCACCCUCCCUCCCGAAUCUCCAUGUCUAUCCGUCCCCCUGCAGUAAACUCCAGCUCCAACACC
Messenger RNA from Sorex araneus (European shrew), 841 nucleotides. It is a transcript of the gene INAFM1, whose product is annotated as InaF motif containing 1. Lineage: Eukaryota; Metazoa; Chordata; Mammalia; Eulipotyphla; Soricidae. The record is from RefSeq and is a predicted model, not a curated record. The transcript has a single exon. Bases 143 to 532 code for a protein of 129 amino acids.